Cutaneotrichosporon cavernicola is the source of this 1794-nucleotide messenger RNA. RefSeq lists its product as uncharacterized. NCBI's taxonomy places the organism in Eukaryota, Fungi, Basidiomycota, Tremellomycetes, Trichosporonales, Trichosporonaceae. The coding region runs from base 1 to 1794 and encodes 597 amino acids. The transcript has 4 exons. The record is from RefSeq and is a predicted model, not a curated record.
AUGCGGCAUGUGCGCGCGGUCCUUGCCCUGCUGGGGUCCGCUGUGUCGGGGGCUACCGCGGCCAACCUUGGUGGAGGUCCGGCCCACUCUAGAUCCCUCACACUUGCACCCUCCGACAUCUCCGACAUCUCUAUUUCUUUCGACAUUGACGACGCGAGCCCCCUCUUCCUCUUCCACGGCGCGUGGGAGCCAGAGUGGUCCGACACGCUGCGCAGGCAAGUGCAUACGACCCGCGGAUCCGGGCACGCCUCGGUGGAGCUCGCCGUGGAGGGCACAGGGGUUGCGUUGUACGGCGCUCGUGACCCACCAUUAUCGCCCACAACCACGUCCACUAUUGGCCGCGACUCGGCUGUCAGUGUGCGCGACGGAGCGGGGCGUCUGCUUCCGUCCCAUCCCGGUGCGGAUGGUGUCCUGGCGGACGUGCAGAACUCGCCAUUCGAUCGAGUGCAAGCGACUAUUGAGGAUCAGACGUCAGCGGCGUACAGCAUCAGCGGGGCGACCAUCUUCACAAACAUCGCUGGUAAUACAGGUUCAAGCAACCGCGUGUACAUGACCAGCGUGCGCUUCGCCGAGGACGGGAAAGCCAACGAGGCGUUCGAGUGGGGUGGUGAUUGGGCUCUUGGGAACGGAAUAGACGACGGUAAUGGCGAGCUGGUUGGACUGAGAGCAAAGUGGAGUGCCGACACGACACUGUAUCUCCGUCGUCUGGAUGCGGAGACGGAUACGCCGCACACGCUGUCCCUACGUGCGGACGGCAUUGUCGGAUUACACAGCGUCACCUUCUACACUGCGGGAAGCAUGUCAAGGACCAAUACCUUGGCCGCGCAGACGUCUAGCGACUUUAACCAAGGCGAGGCACUCUACGUGUCACGUAUCCUCGGCGGUGUCGUUGGCGGAAUAGGGCUGUUGACACUUAUUGCUGUUCUGCGCGCUUGUUGGUCCCGCAAGAAACGCCAACAGGCCGAGGACGAGGAGGCCCGCGCCGCGUACACCACGUAUUUGAGUUCCAGGCGGAAUUGCGAGACGUACCACUGGGCAGGAGGCGACGGCGUCGCGUCGUCGAGCACGUCGCCCGCAAUUGGCAAGCCAGCUCACCAAGGUUCCGAGCCCGAAACCUCGCACCCCACAACAGACACGCACGCGCACGCUCAAGCCACAUCCACCAGUCGUGCCCAUGACCCCCCGCGUCCAUGGACAUUACACCGCACCAUCACGUCGCCACAGCCCAUGCGCACCAGUCGCUUUGGACUGUAUCGCACCACCUCUCCAACCCAUGCCGCCCCAUCCAUCCUUCUCGACCCAAUGCACCCAAUCACGCCAACACCCUCGCCAGGCGACAUGCGUCCUGGCCCGCUCGCAACGCCUCCGCGACGCGAAGCCUCCAGUCCAGGUUUCCCAGGCACCUUGGACCUCUCGGAACACGGCCACAGGCCCAGCAGGCGCGUGUCGUUCACCUCUGGAGAGAGGUCCCGCCCGUCCCGCCUCGCAAUGGAGAGCGUCGAAGAGACCAUGGAGGACUACCCGUCGAGUCCUGUGCGGCGUGGAUCGCUCUCGCGAUUCCUGGACGAGCCACUCUCGCGGCGUCUCACCCACGUCGGCGAGCCUCUUGCGCGCCGGAUUUCCCGCGCAACAGACCAGAGCGAGCAAGACGUCUGGGACGAUAUCGGCAUUGCGCCACCAGUGUCAACGGCGGCAGUGCUCGAGGGCCGCAGAGCCAGUCGAUCAAGUACGGACAGGGCCGUGUCGGUGUCGGAGGGACGCGGGCGGGAAUCAUUAGACUCGCAGCGCAGCUGA